AUGAAAUUAAUAAAAUCAAAGUUAUUCACCAAGAAAAUCCAUUCAUCUUAUAUUUCAAAAUUGGAAUCUGGAUCUUCUUCAGGAAUUGAAACUCCUCAAUAUAAAGAUGAUUUAAUAACCAUUAAUGAGGAUUUGAUUGAAGAAAUUCCAAAAUCAUUCCAAAAAAUGAUUUUUGUUUCUGAAUUUACAAAAGGAACUGGAAAUUCUGGUACCUAUGGAAAUACAUCAUCAAAAUCAUCAUCACAAGAGGCAACCACUGCAAAGGUUCAAUCUCAAAAACAACAACAAAAUGUAUCAGAGAAAAUCUAUCCAAAAGAUGAUAGACAAUCAACUCUUUGUCAUUUCGCAAAUAAAGAAUUUUUAAUUUAUGGAAAUGGUGAUAUUAUUCCAAAUGGUAUUGAAAAUAUUGCAAUUGCUUUUGGACAUAGUAUACCAGCAGCUAUUCCUUCAUUUGUUGAUGGUAUAUUAUUACCAGAUGGUUACAGCGAACCUUUCCCAACAUUCCAAUCUACUUGUAAAAAGUUAUUUGUUUUCGAUAUUAAACUCCCAUUGAAUAAAACUACUAUUCCACAAUAA
Messenger RNA from Dictyostelium discoideum AX4, 576 nucleotides. RefSeq lists its product as hypothetical. The transcript has a single exon. The record is from RefSeq and is a predicted model, not a curated record. The coding region runs from base 1 to 576 and encodes 191 amino acids. Lineage: Eukaryota; Evosea; Eumycetozoa; Dictyosteliales; Dictyosteliaceae.